AAAUGAAGCCUUCUUGUCCGUGUAAAACAAAUUCACAUUCACAUGACACCAAGUGAUUAAGGAGGCUAUCUAAUGAAACAGACUGCUAAUUCAAUCUGUUGUGUAUAACAUAAGUAGUUCUAGACGGAUUGUAACUGAGUACAAAUCACUGACAGUCCACACUCCCACACGUUCCAUUCCCCCCUCCCUUCAGUUCAUUGAGCAUCAUCAGCACCAUGAGAAACUGAACAGCGACAGCAUUGUCAUCAGGGAGGAGAGCGGCAGCGCACCGAGGCUAUACAUUUGUGGCCAAAAGCGCCAAAUAAAUACUGUCCUUCGAAGGUACGUUAACAUGAAACGUGUCUUCAGAUUCAGGACUUGGAAGCACACGCUGAGGAUAUUCCAUUGUAUUCGUAUCUGGACGUGUCGACUAUGUGAAGCCGCUGAGCUCCAGGAAAACAUUUGAUAAACAGGAGCAGAGGAGCUCGUUUACGCUUAUAUUUAUGUCCAGAUAUAGCCAGCACCGCAUUUGGUUCUGUUCCUCUUGUGAGGUAUAGCAAGAUAGCCCGUUUUCGGUGCCGAGCCGUGGAAAUACUAGCCUAACCUCCUGCGCCGAAUCAACAAGCAUCACGGCCGUCGCAAGUCGAAGGAAGCGACCCGCCACACCUGACUCGCCUGAUUCCCCGCCAAGAUAGUGACAUGACAGCACGCGCCAAAAAGAAGAGGAUAGAGCGGGAAGAGAUCUGCAAAAGGACACGCAAAUGUUUUGAGAAGGGUAACCAAGUGAACGAGGAAAUUCGAGUCCGAGGAACCGUCUGCUGCAGCGAGAGGCUAUCAGAGAGCGCAGUGCACCACAGGCGUGGAGACAUCGGUGGGCAUCUGAGAAUAGCGUUUUGUCAACCACAAAAACCUGUUCAACUAUCUCUCACAUUUCAAUGAAAAAAUCAGCGCACAAGUCUACAUACCCUACUUUUUCUUCACUACCCUAUUCGCACCUCAUAAUAUUGAGCAAAUGCAAAAAAAGAGAGCAUAUUAGCGCAUAUAAACUGAGCAGUUAAUAAGCAAAUUCCAUUGGAUGAAUGAACUUGUGUUGUCAGUUGCAUGGAAAGUGAUCAGGAUUGAUGUGUAUUUUGCCAAACUCGAAAGCUGUUCAGUCCUGGUCUGUUCCCUUGGCUCUCUCGCUUGUAGCCAUGGGCUGCAUCCAAAGCAUCGCCUGCAAGUCGCGUAUCAAACGCGAGAACAUAGUUGUCUAUGAUGUGUUGGCAACCAUAGACCACACUCCGACAGUGAUCGAAGAGAACUCGCCCAUAGUGCUGCGCUACAAAACACCUUAUUUCAAGGCCUCGGCUCGGGUUGUGAUGCCUCCGAUCCCCAGGAACGAGACCUGGGUUGUUGGUUGGAUUCAAGCGUGCACACAGAUGGAAUUUUACAACACUUAUGGGGACAUUGGCAUGUCAAGCUGGGAGCUUCCUGAGCUGCGUGAAGGUCUGGUGCGAGCCAUCAGCGACUCAGAUGGCGUCAGUUACCCAUGGUAUGGCAACACCACAGAGACGGUGACACUAGCCGGGCCCACGGCCAAACCAUCGCGCUUCACCGUCAGCAUGAAUGACAACUUCUACCCCAGCGUGACCUGGGCCGUGCCGGUGAGCGACAGCAACGUGCCGCUGCUCACUCACAUCAAGCGGGACCAGAGCUUCACCACAUGGCUGGUUGCGCUCAAUGCCGGUACCUGUGAGAAAAUCCUGCUGCAGACUAUCAAGUGGCGUAUGAGAGUGGACAUCGCUGUGGACCCCUGCAAAUCCCUGGGCUCCCGGGCGCGUCUGAUAGGCCGGCCACAUCAGGACCAACCACGGGUCUUAACCCGGAUGGAGCCCAUCCCGCUCAACGCCAUGGGCCGGCCUAAUGCAAACGAUGCUCAGGUGCUCAUGUGGAGGCCCAAGAGAGGGGCACCGCUGGUGGUGAUACCCUCCAAAUGACCCGCGGGAUGCGGGACAAAACCAGGAACAGCCGUGAAAGGAGACCUCUUUUACUUGGAAGGCGACAGAGAGGGCAACUGCCUUAAAUCCACACCACUGCCUUCAAACCUUAUCGGCCACCUGGGUACUAGUGACACUCAAAAUAGGACCACUGCCUUAAUAUGUUCCUGGGAGCCCAAGUGCUCUUGAACUGCACACACAGAUUGUGAGUGGACAUCACAAUAAACUGCCUUGCACAAAUGUGGCAUAGCAUUCCAAUCAACUAGGCCAAUGUGACAAGCCAGUCAGCACACAGAGAAUGAUUGGCAAGCAAAGUUCGAUUGGGAUGAAGAAUACUUUGUGGAUGGCACCACAAAGUAAAGUCUGCCUUAUGGCCUCCUGCUAUUAACUUUGAUGAUUGUUAUAUCAUUAGGGGAUGGACUAGGGUUAAAUCAGACUGCCUUUGCCUCUGGGUCAAAUACAUACUUGAAGUAUGCAAAAGGCACCCAGAACAGGCAUUUUUAUCCCUGAACAUACAUUCUCAAAAUGGUACAUGUAUGAGAAAAUUGUUUUAGGAUUUGAAGUCCACAGUUUUACCAGUGGAUGGCAGCUAUUAGGAAGCUUCCGUAUCGCUGGUAGGUUGACAUGGCAGAGGAAGGGGAAGCAAGGUGCUUAGAGAGAAUGUGAAAAGUCCCCCUGCUCCUCAUUAGUGAGCUGCAGAUCAGCCAAAAGAUGUGUAGUCAGACACACACAUGUGCACACAGACACAGACACACACAGACUAAGACAUACACA
Clupea harengus (Atlantic herring) is the source of this 2729-nucleotide messenger RNA. RefSeq names its product family with sequence similarity 78 member Bb (gene fam78bb). The record is from RefSeq and is a predicted model, not a curated record. Lineage: Eukaryota; Metazoa; Chordata; Actinopteri; Clupeiformes; Clupeidae.